AGGAGUCAUGGGUCGAGUACACCGGUUGGGGUACCGUGUCUGCUUACAAUGACCCAAUGGUGUUCCCUUGCAACGAGGGCGACUUUGUUGCAACACUUGCGGCUGGCAUGGGCUACUACUAUGACUCUGGCGUGCCGGGCGGGUUGUGCAGAAGUAUCGACGCGGGCAAGGUCGACUUGCUCCAGCACGAGCUGUUCACGUCGGCGUGGACCAGCACCGGCACAGGAAAGACGUUCCUCCCCCUGACGCCGAGCAGCCCCGGCAUGGCCACGCUCAGCCCGACGCCGUCCCCGACCGCGAGCCCGACGUCCGCGCCCACGCCCUCGCCGACGCCCGCGCCCACGCCCAGCCCGACGCCCUGGCACACGGCACAAUCUGUCGAGUACGCUGGUUGGGGGACAUCGCACUGGUACAACGACCCUGGACAGAAUCCUUGCAAUGUUGACGAGUUCAAGGCGACCCUUACGGAUGGCAUGGGAUAUUUUUACGACUCCGCUGUGGUAGGUGGGUUUUGUAAGAGUAUCAAUGUGGACAACGUUGGCUUGCUUCGGGCUGAAUUUGGGACGUCAUCGUGGACUGACCACAGCACAGGAAUGACGUACCUGCCGACACUGGAAUCCAGCACCACCCGUGCCCCGACUUCCGCGCCCACGCCCACGCCCACGCCCAGCCCGAUGGCAUCUCCGACGACGGUGCCUACUCCAGAACCUACCGCGGUGCCUACGACGGUCUAUUGGGUCGAAUACGCGGGCUGGGGGACACCAGAUCUUUAUACUGACCCUCCGACGAAUCCUUGCAACGUGGACGAGUUCGAUACGUUGCUUGAGGAUGGCAUGGGCUACUAUUACGAUCCCAACGUGCCAGGCGGCUUGUGCAGAACCAUCCAGCCGGAAAACGUUGAAUCGCUCCGACAGUUGAAUGGGACAUCGUCUUGGAUCCACGACAGCUUCGGGAAAACGUACUUGCCCCCGGACCUACCCGCGGUGCCCAUGGGCCCCGACCUGGUCAGCCUGGCCAUUGACGCCCGCCAGGCACCCACUCCUGCGCCGACCGAACCGAUCAGUCAAGGAACUGGCGGAACCACCGGUGGCGUUGCCCCAACAUUAUCCCCGACUGCGGCAUCCUGGCGCUGGGACCAGUACGUUGGUUGGGGGUCAGUGACUUCUUAUGACGACCCUCCAGAGUAUCCGUGCAAUGUGAACGGGUUCGUCGCGAGUCUUGCACCUGGCAUGGGUUAUUACUAUGAUCCCGCCGCGGGGACAGGCGGGUUGUGCAGGAGUAUCCAUGCGGACAACGUUGAGCAUCUCCGACAGGAGUACGGCUCGGAACUCUGGACCGGAGGGCCAAACGAGCGCCGCUCCGACCGCAGCACGGGCACGACGUACCUGCCCGCCGCACAGGUGCGGACUCCUCCAGCCCCUGGAGCGGGCGUGGUUCGCCCGCGUUGACUGGGAGCGGUUCGCGGCGCUUCAGGUGCUGGGCUACGGCAUGGUGCAGCCCGGAGGGCGCACCAACCCCAGCACCGUCGGCAUGGGUAUCACUUGGUACUGGAAUUUGCUCAGGGCAUGAUCAGGAUUGGACAAGUGCCGACGCUUUGGGGCCUCAUUGGGAUCUCCAUCCCGGACUGGGCUGGCGCAUGUGCGACGGAAGGUCUGACACUCAAUGUCAACAGGUUUGUGAUGCAACAGCAGGGUGCAGUAUGAUCUCGAACGGUGAUUGCUGCUUCUUGUUCAAGGAUGACGCAUGUAAUGCCGAUGUUUCUCAUUCAAAUUACCAGUCUUACCUCAAGGAGCAGAGUGUCGAGCCGGCCACGACUACGACUACGACUGAGGACCUGACAGAUGCGCC
Messenger RNA from Prorocentrum cordatum, 1848 nucleotides. Lineage: Eukaryota; Dinophyceae; Prorocentrales; Prorocentraceae. The record is from the annotation of a GenBank genome assembly.